This is a messenger RNA of Guillardia theta CCMP2712, 1064 nucleotides long. RefSeq lists its product as hypothetical. The coding region runs from base 321 to 1064 and encodes 247 amino acids. NCBI's taxonomy places the organism in Eukaryota, Cryptophyceae, Pyrenomonadales, Geminigeraceae. The record is from RefSeq and is a predicted model, not a curated record. The transcript has a single exon.
AUCCGCGAGCGUCGGUGCCCAUGCUCUCUUUGUGCGCUUCCUGCGCUCAUCAGCCUGCCUAGACUCCUUGCCCUUCUACAGGCCCCCCGAAACAGCUUCUGCUCCUGAAUCGUUCUCUCCCUCAUUUUUAAUAACUCUAUUUACUCUCAUUUUUGGCCUCUUUCAUUACAUCAGUAACCCGUUGCUCAUCAGCUGUACAGCUGUGUGGUAGGUUUGAUUGAACAAAUCUCUUUCCUGUCUGGCUAUCAAUCGCGUUGGGGAAUAGAAUUUCUCUCUUGUCAUCAAUAUCAGGAGAAUUGCAUACAUUUCACACGGUAACGAUGAUGGAGAAUGACGACAAGCCCCACUGGAAAGCCACUCUGAGCUAUGAGGAAGCUCGGGACAUAUAUAGCAAGAGGCCUCAGGGCAAGUCAGAUUCAGCUUUGAUAAUUUCGAGCACAGUGUUGAGCAACCGAUACAAGAUCAGUCCUAAGGCUGUGCGAGACAUUUGGAACAAAAGGACUUGGAUCAAAGCAACUCAGAGCAUGUGGACAAGAGAAGAGUUCGAGACUUUUUUGGAAAAAGCCAGCAAGAAGCAAUCCAAGAAGCCCGGCAGACCAGUAGGGGCGAAGGACUCGAAGCCUAGAAAGAAACGAAGCAACCACAGUGCAAUGAAUUGUCAUACUUCGAUGCAUGUGGUUGUUAAGGAAGAGGCACAGCAUUAUGAGCAAGCGUCGUACCAGAGGAUGGGUCAGCUUUCUUCUUCUUUGUCGCAUCAGGAUGAGUCCUCAAGCGCAGUGACUCUGGAAGGAUACGUGGAAGACGAAACACAAAGGAAAAGUCACGACCAAGCUAAUGGCUGCACUAUCUGCGAAGCCAUCCAUAUCUUCAGCGAUGCUGAUACUGAACAGCGCUCUCUUCAACAUCAUGGGCAUAUCAUCGAGUUUUUGGACCACAGUCAUCAGCAACAAGACAUAUUUGGCUAUGGAGAAGAUGCAGCCACCUCUGAAAUUCGAAACGUGGACAUUAACAUUGGCUAUCCCAUCAAUCUUGCGACAGAGUACGUUCCACUGCAAGAGAUAUGA